AAACAUCCCGGCGCUGUCAGAGUUUUUUUUUCUUUUAGAGUAAAAGAAAAAUCCCGAAAAAAAAUUAAGAUGGGUGAGGUGUCUGCAGAUGCUGUCACCCUGGAUCUGCUGAGAGAAGCCAGGGAGACGGUGAGGAGCAGCCCCCUGGGAGUCAUCAACACUCCCAUGAUCCCCUGGUGCCAGACCACCCUGCCUCUCCACAUCAACUGCAACAUCCACAUCAAACUGGAAAACAUGCAGAGGACUGGGUCCUUUAAGAUCAGAGGAGUGGCCAAUCAGUUUGCCAGAAGACCCAGCGGUGGUCAUUUUGUCACCAUGUCUGCAGGCAACUAUGGGAAGUCGUUUGCGUACGCCUCAAAACACUAUGGGUCAAGGGGCAAGGUGGUGAUGCCUGAAACUGCCCCAGUGUCCAGAUCCAUUCUCAUACAGAGUUUCGGAGUGGAGGUGGAGCGAGUUCCCACCUCCAGUCUGAUGAAUGUGGUGAACCGCUGCAUUCAGGAGGACAACAUGACAUUCCUGCACUCAUAUGAUGACUUGGAUCUAAUAGCAGGACAUGCCAGUCUCGGGAUGGAGGUGCUCGAGGUGAAUUCUGAGCCUGAUGUGGUGGUGGUGUGUUGUGGUGGAGGGGGGCUGCUGGCUGGCGUCGCUGCUGCCAUCAAACUGUCAGGCUGCGCUAAGACCAGGAUCUACGGGGUGGAACCGGAAGGGGCCUGCACCAUGUACAAAAGCUUCAUUGAGAAGAAACCAGUGGGCAUGGACGCUAAGAGCAUCGCCUCAGGUCUUGCACCACCUUUUGCAGGCCGGCUGCCCUAUGAGCUGUGCCAGCGUUACGUGGAGGCAAUCGUCUUGGUGAGCGAUGAGGAGAUCAAGGCGGCGGUGUCCACUCUUUACAGGUCUGGACUCGUGGUGGAGCCGUCGGGCUCUGCUGCCUUCGCUGCCAUUGUUAACAACAAGAUACCCGAGCUGGAGGGGAAGAACGUUGUGUGCAUACUCAGCGGAGGGAACGUGGGAAAAGACGAGCUCGCUAACUUUCCCAACUGACAGACAUCUGGGGUGUUACUGUAUGCAAUUAAUUCUGACAAGUUUGUGCCAAUGUAUGGCUACUGGGCAGGAAAGAAAGGACUAACUGUAUGAUGUACUGAGUGUAUGUUAAUUAUGAUGAAAUAUUAUUUGUUUAUUAAUUAACCAUAAUUUGAAUCUUCAGAAAAUGCAUUUAAAGUGCCACAAUCAAUAAAACAAUCAGCAAUCAAGAAAAAAUCAAUACACAUUUCAUUUCAGUAGAUGGUUUUCUCUAAUGAAUGGAAGUCUUUUUUAAUAAACACCUCAAUCUUAUUAGUGUAUGCAAAAUACUCUGAUAUUUUACAUUUUUGAAUGUUAGAGUUCAUUAAACUUCAGGGUGAUUUAGUGGAAUAAAGAAGCAGUGAGUACACUUCUAUCAAAAGCUGCACCCAGAUGUGUUAGACAGCCAGCACAUUUAAUAUUCUUGUCUUCUUAGCCUGACGGGAUUUGACUGAAAUUUGGCUUGACUCUGAUACUUUCAUGUCAGUGCUGUGAAUGUGGAAGUAUUUUUUUUUAUUAAUCCUCUAGAGACCUUGCUGAUAUUUGGCCCAGAACACUUUGCAUUCAUUAUUCAUCACUGCUUGAGAGCGGCUUUACAUCACUGACCCCUUCUGUAAAAAAAAAAAAAAAAAAAAAAAUCUCAGUUCUCUUCAGUUUUCAGAAAGAAAAAUAACUGUCACAUGGAAGUUUUAAAGGAA
Messenger RNA from Toxotes jaculatrix (banded archerfish), 1757 nucleotides. It is a transcript of the gene srr, whose product is annotated as serine racemase. Gene Ontology annotation, molecular function: threonine deaminase activity; L-serine ammonia-lyase activity. NCBI's taxonomy places the organism in Eukaryota, Metazoa, Chordata, Actinopteri, Toxotidae. The transcript has 7 exons. The coding region runs from base 70 to 1041 and encodes 323 amino acids. Gene Ontology annotation, biological process: L-serine catabolic process; L-threonine catabolic process. The record is from RefSeq and is a predicted model, not a curated record.